Caretta caretta (loggerhead turtle) is the source of this 11697-nucleotide messenger RNA. It is a transcript of the gene SZT2, whose product is annotated as SZT2 subunit of KICSTOR complex. Gene Ontology annotation, cellular component: peroxisome. The record is from RefSeq and is a predicted model, not a curated record. NCBI's taxonomy places the organism in Eukaryota, Metazoa, Chordata, Testudines, Cheloniidae.
GCUCGGCUCCCUUCCGCUUCCGGGUCACGGGGGGUCACGGGCGGGGCGGACAUGGCGGCCGCCGAGCGAGGGGCCUCUGAGGUGGAAGACGCAGGGCAGGUCUUCCUCCUGAUGAAGAAAGACUAUCGAAUCUCCCGCAACGUGCGCCUAGCCUGGUUCCUCAAUCACCUGCAUCAAGUCAUUUGGGCUGUGCCUGAGUCAGAGCUGGUGAAGUCAGAUAAUGAACUGGAUGUUCUCAGCAUCCUGCCAAAUGGGUGGCAGCCACAUGAGUCUGUCCGGCCUAGGCCCUAUCUCCUAGUGCCCUCCACACAGGUCACCUUCCUGGCACGACAGUACCGAUUUGUGAUUGAGCUCGACCUGAGCCCGUCCACAGGCAUUGUGGAUGACUCAACAGGGGAGAUCAUUUUUGAUGAGGUGUUUCAUGCCCUUUCCCGAUGCCUAGUGGGAUUGCUAAAACCUUUCCGAAUUCCUGGUUCAGAAAUUACCUACCAGCCAGAGAUCUUUGUCACCAUCCAAGCAUAUUCCUCCAUCAUUGGCCUGCAGUCCCAUCAGGUGCUAUUCCAAGGCUGUCAGCUGGAUGAGACCAAGAGAGAGAGCUUCCUGCAGCAAAUUUACACACAGCUGUGUGCCUUUGAGAAUAAAGUGGCUGAGAUGCUCCAACAACAGUAUGAACUCAAGCCCCAGGUAGAUUUGUCACUCCUCAGCCAGGAGAGUUCUUGUGCCACACAGGAACCCUCUGGAAGGAAGCCCGGUGUCUCCAUGGUCACUGCUGACAUUGGCCUCGUCAGCAUGAUCCGACAGGGGAUCUUAGCACUGCAGCUGCUGCCUUCCAACUCCAGUGCAGGCAUCAUCAUAAUCACAGAUGGUGUGACCAGCGUGCCGGAUGUGGCUGUGUGUGAAACUCUGCUCAACCAGCUGCGGAGUAGCACUGUGGCCUGCUCCUUUGUGCAGGUGGGCGGAGUCUACUCAUAUGACUGCAGCUUCGGCCACGUCCCCAAUGUGGAACUGAUGAAAUUUAUUGCCAUGGCAACUUUUGGUGCGUACCUGUCCACCUGCCCUGAGCUGGAUCCCUUAAGCCUCGACCUGAAUGUGUAUCACAAGGCCUUCCUGCUGUACUCCUUCCUGCGCACUGGGGAGUCCCUGAACCCAGAGUAUUACUGUGUGUCCCAGCACAGACUGUUCAACGAGCACCUGGUGUCCGCGAGUAGCAACCCGGCUCUGGCCAUGAGGAGGAAGAAGCACACUGAGAAGGAGGUGCAUGCAGACCUCGUGAGCAUAGUCUCUGUCCGGCUGCGUGAGGGCUACAGCAUCCGGGAGGUCAACAUCACCAAAGGUGGCUCCCAGCUGGAGGUGAAACUGGUCUUGCUGUGGAAGCACAACAUGCGGAUAGAAUACCUGGCUGUGGCGGGAUGGCCCCUGGACCCCUCCAAGCGCAGUGCCUGGGUGGAGGUGACAAUGGAGGGCAGCUAUGACAUCCUGCAUGAUAUCAGCUGCACCAUGAGGAAGCCUAUCACCAGCCUGUACCGCACUACAGUGAUCCGUCGCUUCUGGAACACGCUGCAGAGCAUCAACCAGACCGAUCAGAUGCUAGUUCACCUGCAGUCUUUUGACACCGUUCCAGAGCACUUCACCAUCCCUGAGAGCACUAAGAACGGAGUGCCCCUUUUCUACAUCCCACCAGGCUCCACCACCCCGGUGCUGUCCCUGCAGCACAGCGGCUCUGACUGCAGCCAUUCGCAGUUUGCCUCCUACUGGAAGCCCAUUCUCUCCAUGGAUGCUAAUUUCUGGCAGCGGUGGCUGCACAUGCAUCGGAUUGUCCUCAUGCUGGAGCAUGACACACCCGUCCCAAAGCACCUGCACACACCAGGCAACAAUGGCCGGUACAGCACCAUCCAGUGCCGCAUCUCCCACUCAGCGCUCACCUCCCUGCUGCGGGACUGGAGCAGCUUUGUGCUGGUGGAAGGCUACUCCUAUGUCAAACUGAUGCCCAGCUCUGAGGAUCCAGCUCCUUCCUCAUUCUAUGUGGUGCGGAUCAUCUCCAAAGCUCCCUGCAUGGUUCUCCGGCUAGGGUUCCCCAUUGGGACGCCUGCCCAGGCCAGGAACCAGAUAGUGGAGGAGUUACAGGACCGGAUCCUGCAGCUGCGCUUCCCCCACAGGGUCCAGAGCAAAGAGGCGACUCCCAAAGUGAAGAGGAAAACUUUUGGCAGCUGCUCUCCCUCGAAGUCCCCACCCGUGGCUGGGGCCCCACCAGCCCUCUCGGACAGGCCCUGCCUUGUCGUGCUGCACAAGCCGCUGGAGAAGCUCCUGAUCAGGUAUGAGAAGCUGCCUUCCGACUACCGGGCUCCCUUCAUCCUCACCCUGGAGCACCCCCCUGUGUCCGGCCCCCUCACCAUGGUAGCCAACCGUACUGCCUCCUCCACUCUGGCUUCGCUCUCCCGCUACUUCUACCACCAGCGCUGGAUCUGGUGCAUCCAGUCGGGGCUCGUCCCAGCCGUGCCCAUCGCAGCUGUAGCCCAGCUCCUGUCCACGCUCACCGAGAUCCGUUUGUCAGAGGGUUUCCAUUUUGCAUCCAGUGGAGACGGAAUUAUCAAUAUGGUGCUGGAGCUGCCCAUACAGAGUGACUCCUCCAGUGGUGACAGCAGCGGCAGAGAGAAGCACACUUGCAUCGUCCAGUAUGUCCUCUUCCCGCCGCACUCCACCUCCACCAAGGACAGCUUCUCUACAGAUGACGACAAUGACACAGAGGUGGAGACCAUUGAAGUGGAUACCGAGCUGAACCUGGUCACUGAGUGCUGGGUGGAACCACAGAGUGGCCACAUCCGCAGCACUGCUGAGAACUGGAGGUAUCUCCAAGGGCUGCCCUACCAGAAGAUCCCCAAAGCCCUGUACCCCAGGGAUCUGGCCUGCGUUAGCACCAUGCUAACUUUCGAGUACAUCAGCCAGCUAUGCCAGAACAAGGAGUGGGUGUCCCUGGCUUUGGACACCAAGGCUGCUGAAGGCCCUGACAUGGGGGCUGGCUCCCAUGUGCAUGAGAUCCCAUUCCAGUUCAGCCUCCUGAAGCUGCUACCCAAAUGCCAGCAGAUUGAAAUGUUCUUCCUCAUGCUGACGGGAGAGGAUGAUGUGACGGCCAAGGACUCUUCGUUUGCACCCAAUGAAGUGCUGCUAGACUUCUUCCAUGGCUGCCUGCAGCACUACCUCAGCGACCGGGAGGUCCCCUUGGCGGACUCGGAUCAUACAGCCUUCGUGGAGCAGGUCUUGCAGCGGGACCGCGAUGGCCACCUGCCCCCAUUCACGCUCCCGGUGAUCCGAGUUCCAGAAGAGCCCCUGGAGGCCCCUGCGCCCCUGGAACAGCAGGGUCCCUCUCUGGGUGCUCACCCUAUUGGCAGUAGCGCUACCAGGGACGUGAGUGGCACCACAAGCACCCUGCAGAGCCUGUGCAACGCAGAGCUGCCGGAGGCCGAUAUGUCCCCGGCCGAUGCUGCUGGGUGUCUCCUGCAGUGGCGAUGCUAUGCCAAGCUGGUCAGUCCACAGCACCUCUUCCUCACCUUCCUGCCAGCCACCUUCCCUGACGUACAGAAGCUGAUGGCUUGCUCUCUGGAGAAAGCCCUGAAGGAGGACAGCUCAGCAGGAGAGAGCCUGGACCCUGCCUGUGGGGAGCCGGGCAGAAUGGGACUCGAGGAGGCAGCGGCUGCGGCAUUCCUACCUACUCUCAGUGUAACGCCGGCCAAUGAAGCAGGCCAGGACGCAGGAGAGCUAGGCGCUGCCCUGCGGAAGGAUGUACGCAUCUCCUUCAGCCGCCAGGCCUCACAGCCCGAGCUGAGUGAGUGCCACCGGGUCCGCUGCCCCAUCUACGUCUAUAGCUGCUCCAUGGAACUGCUGCGGGAGCAGAUGGUCAGCCCCCGGACACACCGGCCUCCACGGGACAUCUUUUUCAGGUCCCAGUUUCUGGAGCGCCCCACAAAUGCCACCUGGCUAGACCACAAGCACAAGGAGCUGGUGAGUUACUGCACGCUGCUGCAGGAGCACUCGCACCAGUGCUAUGUGAAAGGGCUGUUCAAGAGCCUGCAGCAGUCGCAUAGCAUCAGCUCCCAGGACCUUCUCACAGCCAUGGACUACUGCGAGGAGCUGCUGCAGGAGAUAGACAUCACCAACUUCCUGCUGACCCUCUGCAGCCACGUUCGGGCCUUCCGCGAGAGCCACCGGCACUUCCAUACGCACCCCAGGGCAGCCAGCCUGGAGCAGGAGGAAGAGCCGCUCUCCAGGGAGAGAGGCGUCCUCAUCUCAGAGUCUAGUGCGGAGAUGGAGGACUACAGCGAGCAGGACCACGGAGGUUUCUCAUGCCCCACUGAGGAGCCCAAGAUCAGCGCCAGCUGCUGCCCGGAGUUCCCCCUAUCCCUGCUGGAGAGUGACCAGCCCUGCCAGGUGCACCCCAACCUGCAUAAAAUCAUCCAGGAGAAGUUCCUGGAAAUCGGGAGUUUGCAUUUUAAGCCAGUGCUGUCGAAUCCUCAUUAUUUCUUCUACUGUCCGCCCUGUGCCAAGAAAGAGGAGGAGGCCUCCCGGGACCAGGCAGACAGGAAGGGCAGCGAGGACAUGGAGGGGUCAGAGGCUGAACUGGCAGCUGAAGAAGGGACCGUGUCGGGCUGCGGCAUUGCCACGGAGAGUGACCCAGAGCUGGAGGUGGAGUAUCGGGAGAAGCUGGAGAACGAAUUCCUAGACGUGGGCUCCCUCUCGGACUCGAACACCGUCAACCACGAUGACGACGACUCGUUCAGCGUCCUGGGCGGGGACUCGCUGAAUGAGCAGGAGCUCCUGGAGCAGGAGAUGCCACCGCUCUUCAUGCACCUGACCUGCUCUGUGAAAUUGCGCAGCCAGCACAGCUCUAUGCCCGUGCGGUCGCUGCCCACCUGCCUGGGGGAAGUGCUGAGCUGCCUGGAGAGCCACCAGGCUAUGGCCAGCAUUGAUCUCAGCGACCUCUGUGUGACCCUGGACAUCUUCGUGCUGACUUUGCCGCUGGAGAUAGAAGGUGUAAACGCUGACCUUCACCACAACAGGUACACGUCUGAGAGCAGCAUCUCCUUCGCCCGCUCACCCGGGCAGCCCUCCUCCUUUCGCUCGGACGAGGAGCUCAUGCACAACCUGGAACGGCUGCCGUCUACGGGAGGCGAGAGGCACCCAGCGCUCUCCAACCUCCCAGGGGUACACAGACAAGCUGUCGAAGCCACCAUGAAUGAGAUCCGUUGGCUUCUGGAUGAUGAGAUGGUGUCUGCCCUGCGCCGCUCGCAGGCGGUCAGCGCCUCGGUCCUGGACCGGGUCGCCACCCAUGUCUACAGCUCCCAGGGGCGGCCCAGCUGCCACAGUGAGGUGGUGCCCCUGCAGUUUGUCUUCGGGCCCGAGCACUCCUUGGAGAAGUUCAGAGAGGAGUUCCGGAGAAUGACCCUGCCGGGCUACGUGCUCAAUGCAGAGGGCUGUGAUUACCACUACAUCUCCGUCAGCCGCCUGCGCCCCAUGGAGACCCUCGCCAGUACUGUCCACAGCCUGCAGCAGCCCCCACAGGCGUGGCCGAGCCCCCUAGAGACCCCCGCCAGCGCUGUCCCCAGCCUGCAGCGGCCUGCGCCAGGAGGAAGCCCUGGAGCAGCCCAGAGCCAUGUUGGGCAGGAGGGGAGUAGCGAAGCAGAUGCUGAAGGCCUCCAGCCAAACCAUCCAAUGCCCUCCCUGCCGCAGGGAACUGGGGGCCUCUGGGCCUGGCCAGUGGGUGAGAGCCAGUUUGGGCCAGAUGUGGGAAAUGCACUGGGUGAGAGCGACCAGAUGCAGGAUGAGGAGCCACAGGAGGUGCUGAGGCUGGAGCAAAGUGGAGUGGUGGAGCAAAGUGGAGCUGUGGGGCACAGCUCGCUGGAGGAGGCAGCCCGGGAGAUGACCCCCCUGACUCCUCCCCACUCUCGGUUCCUGCCCUUGUCCUCGGAGAAGGGGAGUGCUGAGAAAUCGCCAUCUACAGCGAUCCUGUCUGACUCGGGGACCCAGGGCAGGGAAGGCGCCAGUAAGCAGCGUCCCAGCCGAGUGCAGAGUCUAGUGUCAAGCCAGGGCAGCAUGGACUCGGAUCACUUAGGUUACGAUGGAGGGAGCAGUGACUCAGAGUGCGAGGAAGCCCUGAUGAGCGACCAUGACCCCAAGUGCCCCCUGAUGCCAGAUUUCUGGCUCAUUGUAAAGAUCCAGCAGGACCGGGUAGAGGUGUAUUCUCACACACGCAGCCCAAGUGCGGAGCAGAUGGCGAUGGCUGAGGCCGGGAAGGAGCCGGCCGAGGAAUGUCUGCGUCUCCACCAGACCGUGGUGAGGAAGAUUGGCGAGAUCUGCAGGGUUGUUAACCAGCACUUGCUGCUGCAGGACCUGCACGACAGCCACGUCUGCAACACGCUGCUGGUGGCGGAGAGCGAGGAGGACAUCUGGAAGAGCGAGACUCCCUACAAUUCCUACCGGCAGCGCGCCCAGCCCACCGAUGAUUACUCCACCGAGGAGAGCUACCAGCCCCGUGACUACCUGGCAGCCACCAUGCAGUUCAUGCCAGGUCACUUUGCCUGCCCCGUGGUGUGGAGCACCCUCAUCCAUGUGCACUCCCGUCUCAAGAUGGGGCCCAACAUGGGAGUCUCGCGAGCUAUCCAGGCGCUGCGCUCGGUGCUCAAUGCUUUCUGCGUGGUGAACAGGAAGAACAUGUUUGUCUACCAGGAGCGAUCCACCAAGUCAGUCUUCUACCUCCGACUCUCUGAAACCACCCACAGCGGGAAGGCGUGGGAAGGGGAGAGCAUCCAGGGCUGUGUGUGCCGCUCGCUGGCUCUGACGCGCAGUCAGGAGCCCAUUUACACGGAGGAUCAGACAGGCUUGCGCUCCUCCUUAGACACAGCCUCCUGCCGCAGCGCGGACUCUGCCCGCCCUGUGGGCCAGGUGGACAGACACAUCCAGCUCACGGUGCAUGGUGUCGCCCCAGCAGGGCCCGAGAUCACAGACGAGCUGGUGAAGGUUCUGCGCAGGCGUCUGGAUGAAGCCACUUUGGACAUCAUCACUGUCAUGCUGGUGCGGAACUGCAAGCUGACCCCAGCCGACGUGGAGUUCAUCCAGCCCCCGGGCUCUCCGCCCACAGAAGUCCUCCAGUUCACUCUGCCCUCUGCCUCUCUGCCCUGGCUCCAUGCCGUGGCCUGUUACCUGCGCCAGAACCUGCUCAUCUUCCUGCACACCCCCAAGUACACAGACAGCAACGUUGAGCACCACUUCAAGCACUACGUCCAGCAGAGUGGCAGUCCCGACCUAGAUCUCUACCUGUACAACAAGCCCGGUGGCCAAGGCACUGGCGGCAAAGGAACCAUGUCGGACCUUGUGCAGCACCUGUUUCCGCUCUCCCACUUUCAAGGAAUUGCGUGCAUUGCUCUGUCAUUCGUGGAUGAGCGUGGCAGCCCCCUCUCACUGGCGCGCUGGGAACGGUCUAGUCCCCUGGAGCUGCCCCCGUCUCCACCUGGCACAGACCUGCUGCAGGACUCAGACUUUGAGAGCCUCACUGCAGUCAGCAGGCACCAUGCUGAGCCCGGCACCCUCCAACCAGCUGCCUGCACCCUGGUGCGCUUGGAUGUCUGGGAGAAAGGGAACAUCAGCCCCCUGCAGCUGUCGGAGAAGCUGCGCAGUGCCGUGCGCCACGCCCUCUGCGACGCGGUCAUGGAGUUCCGAGUGCUGCCGGCCCCACUCUGCAUGGAGGCUGCCUGCCCGCUGGAGGAGCAAAGCGGUGGCGGAGGCCUCAGGAGGACCAUGUCGGAGACCAAGGGGCUGGCUCUUCCUGCGGGCACUGCUGGUGCCGGUAGAGUGCCCCCGCCCCCUCUGCACUUCGCCUCAGCCCCCAGCUCUGGCUCUGGCGAGCCAGUCACGCCCACAAACAAGAUGGGACGCCGGAGCUUCUGGGACAUGCUGAGUAAGGCCGACUCCUCGGAGCUGGGCAGCCCCAAAACCACUGAUGACAUCGUGCUGGAGCGGCCAGAGGAGAGUCGCACCCGCCGCCGCCACAAGACAGAGAGCGUCAAGCAGCACCUGAGCCAGGAGCGUGCUUCUGCCACGGCCGAGCUGGAGCAGGCCCAGAGGCGCCAAGUCUGCCAGCUCGAGGAAGGGGAGGUGGGCACCAUGCACCCGCUCUUCAGUCAGACCUGCCGGCAGUGGAUGGCAUUCAUGAGUCGGCUGGGGUGUCCUUCGGUGCAGCAGUGCUCGGUGGAGAUCGUCUCCCGCUUCCUGCUCUCCUCCAUCCUGGAGGAGGUGGUGAGCCUGGUCACGGCCCUGGCGAGCGACACCGCUGUCAAGGUGUUCCAGCAGCACUGCUGCCCUCGGGGCGCCACCUUCCUUCCAUAUAACCCCAGUCAGCGCUCCAGUCCUCGGCCCGCGGCCGUCCGACGUUUCAUCCUGCUGGGACGCAACUUCCCCCAGUGGCGCUACAGCACGGAGCAGGCCCACAAGGGGCUCCAGCACUUCGAGGCCAUGGAGCUGAGCUUGGCGGAGAAGGGCUCCAACUCCAGCCCCUCGCUGGCCCCGCGACAGAGAUUCCUUCUCCUGGAGAUCCUCGACAAGAAGCUGAUGCUCUACACCUACAACUGGUCCCCGGACCUGGGCAGCUCCUUGAACAGCUCGCUCACCCGCCUGCUGCAGUGGCAGAACGCCCGCUCCCACGUCGUGCAUUGCCUCCUCAGUCAGAAACUGGGGCUUUUCCAUCACUACUGCUACCUGGACACACCCUGGCAUGAGGACAGCAAGCAGGAACCAAACCCCUUCCUGAACUCCACCCUGGAGGUGGAUGCCCUGAUCCGGAGCUCGAGCCCUCCCCCCAGCAAGGAGCAAGGGCGGCUCAGCAGCUCCACGCGCAGUCUGCCGUCCCUGCACUUCCCCCCCGACAUGAUGCCCUUUGACGAGGCUCUGCGAGAUGUCACCACCCUGAAGGGUGUCCCCCUCGGCCCAGAGCUGGGGCCACGUGACCCGGUGUCCUGGCAUGGUGCCCAGUUCCUGGAAAUCAAGAGCCUGGAGAGGAAAGAGCUGGAGAAGCAGAUGAAGAUUGAGAAUCUCUUUGUGACGUGGCAGCAGAGAUCAGCGCAGUCCAACAUGCCCAUCGGACUGGCAGACCUGGAGACCCUGAAGCAGUCCUCUCGCCUGGUUCACUAUUGUGCCACACCACUCCUCUUCGACUCAGCUUUCCGGCAGCAGAUCCAGGCCGACCAACAGGCGAAGCUGGAGGGGAAGAAACGCCAUCGCUCGAGCGACUCGACAGCGUCGGGGCGGGACCGGAGCCACAGUUGCGACUCGGCAGAGGUGCUGCCCUGCAAGCUGAAGGAGGAGCCCUGGCUGCAGGAGAUGUGCAACGCCUUCCUGCAGCAGUACAUCCAGUACCUGCAGAGCAUGGGUUUCAUCCUGGUGCAGGUGCGGCCUCCCUCGCCUGCCCGCAGUAGCACUAGCCGGAUCCGAGCUCUGGCAUUCCUGGGCACUGAGGGGAGAGGCUCCUUCUCCUACAAACCCAAAGCAGAUGGGAGUCCGAAGAGCACAAGCCCCCCAGUCACCACCUACCACCUGCAGAGAGCCCUCCCGGGCGGCAUCGUACUCAUGGAGCUGGGCUUCCAGGGUUGUUACUUCUGCGUGAAGCAGUAUGCGCUGGAGUGCUCGCGGAUCCCCAUGGGCCAGUCCGUCAACUCGCAGGGUGCUCUCACGGCCAGAGCUCGUAGCAAGAGCUGCAUGGGACCCAGCUCCAUCUCUGAGUCUGCGCUCUCCAUGCUCUUCACGGAGGAGUGUGACAAGGUGCGGGACCUCAUGCACGUGCACUCGUUCAGCUAUGAUUUCCACCUGCGCAUCGUGCACCAGUACCUGCUGGGCUCCCACAUGACCCUGCGCCAGGGCUACCAUCUCACCGGCUUCCUGGAGGACUUCAUUGCCCACCACCCCGACAUCCCCAAAUUCGGCCGCAAUCAUGUCUUCCAAGGCACGCUGGCCAUGCCCACCAACAUGAUAACAGCCCACCAGCUCUACAACUACGUGGCAGACCAUGCCAACACCUACCACAUGAAGCCCCUGCGCAUGGCCCGGCUGGCUGCGGGCAGCGACGGCAGGAAGGGGACCCCGGGCAUGGAGCAGAACGAAUAUGCGCUGGUCUCCAUCUGGAACAGCUCAGGCUCCUACAAGGACUCGGAGGGGCUGCGGCACCAUGACGACUUCGACGUGUCCCUGCUGGUGUGUCACAGCGCGGCGCCGUUCGAGGAGCAGAGCGAGGCGGAGAGGCACGUCCUCCGGCUGCGUUUCUACGUCAUCAUGACGAGCCAACGGGAGCUGUUCCCCCGGCUGACAGCCGACAUGCGGCGCUUCAAGAAGCAGCCGCGCUUGCAGCGGGAGAGCACGCUGGAGCCAGUGGUGGGCCGGGCGGCGUGGGAGGCGCCGGAGCCCGGUCAGGGCUGCCAGCAGCAGGCAGAGCGGGACCUGUGGCAGGAGGUAGAGGACAGCAGCGAAUUCUACGCGGGUGGUGCCCAGGUCAAGCUGGGCCCUGGACUGUUCUACACCUCGCCGCUCUUCCCCCUGCUGGCCUCCGAGGUGGCCGUGGCCCAGAAACAGCUGAGCAGCAUGGUGCAGCUGGCCAAAUGCCACUGCCGCAGGGACACCCUCUGGAAGCGCCUCUUCCUGCUGGAGCCGCUGGCCUCGGACAAGCUCAAGCUGGGCAAGCUGUCGCUGGGGGAGCUGGAGGAGCUGCUGAACGCAGUGCAUGGGAAAUCCAUCGCCGACAUCGACCCCCAGCUGGGCUGCUUCCUCACCAUGACUGUGCCCUGGUACCAGAGCCUCAUCAAAGUGCUGCUGAGCCGCUUCCCCCAGAGCUGCUGCCACUUCCACAACGUCGAAACUGGCACCCAGUAUCUAGUCGUGCUCAAUCAGAAGUUCACAGACUGUUUUGUUCUCGUGUUUCUGGAUUCCCACUCAGGGAAGACGAGCCUGACAGUGGUUUUCCGGGAGCCUUUCCCUGUGCAGCCCCAGAACAGCGAGAGCCCCCUGCCACAGCUAGUGUCCACCUACCAUCACCUGGAAUCCGUCAUCAACACGGCCUGCUUCAACCUCUGGACGGGGCUGCUCUAGCCAGGUGCCAGCACCUUCCAGCCCGACACACCGCGCACCCCAGUCUGCACCAAGGAGCUGACCUCCAGCAGGAUUCCCCUGGCGCUGCUGGCAGCAUGGGGGUCACGUGAUGCAUGAGUAAUGGACAGAGUGGAGGGUGCAUGGGGCUUGGCGGCUCUCCUGGACCUCCAGCUAGCUCAGACUCCCCAGAAGGGGCAGGGCAGGAGGGGUCCCCCCCUCUCAGGUAGAGGAGCUGCUGUUAAGGACACUCACGUGUGUUUGACACUGAAUGGAUUUGAAAUGGAGACCCAGGGAGGCCCCAGCAGCAGGAGCUUGGCGCACAUGCCAUAGCGAAACAGCUGCCAUCUCUGGGCCCAGAAACCUGGCACCCACGUAUGCACAGCCCGCUGGGCCUGGCAACGGAGCUGCCUGGCAUGCUGGGCCGGAGCCAGGCCCAGUCCUGAGGGCACUGAGUGUGGCUGUUGCGGCCUGUCACUUCGAUGGGUGGGAUUUCAGUGGUGGGCCAGCCGCGGGGCGGCAGGGGGUUUUAUGAGGAUGUACUGAAGGAUGUCACUGUCAAAUAAACUGCCUCAGACCGGC